This is a messenger RNA of Trichomonas vaginalis G3, 2664 nucleotides long. RefSeq lists its product as uncharacterized. Bases 1 to 2664 code for a protein of 887 amino acids. The record is from RefSeq and is a predicted model, not a curated record. NCBI's taxonomy places the organism in Eukaryota, Parabasalia, Trichomonadida, Trichomonadidae. The transcript has a single exon.
AUGAGUAAUGAUUUAAUUAAGGCGAAACUUCACGAAGUGACGAAUCAGAUCAAUCGUUUUCGUGAAACACUCGCUUCUCCAACAAAGAAUACUUCUACAAUGAUUGACAGCUCUCCUAUUAAAAAUUAUUCAAACAUUGGUACUGUUAGCGAACGUACUACACGGGAUGUUGGUGUUCAAUCGCCGACAAAAGACCAAAAGACUGAAAUGAGUGUUCCAUCUUCUCAAAUCAGAGCUAAACCGUCAACUCAUCACCACACACACCAUCAUCACAGAAGCCAUCAUAAUACCCAUCAUUCUAGCAGACCAACCCAAAGAAGAAAUGCCCCAGUUUCAACUCGUCAAAUUUCAGUUCACCAUAAAUAUAAUACUCGCCCAAGAAAUAUUUCCCUUUCAGACACGGAAUCAGAUGAAGAAUUUCUCAGAAAGUAUGAUUACUUACUUAAGCCUGUAAACCAGCCAACAACCCGAAAUAUUCAACUUGACUCGGACUCUGAUCAUGGUUAUGAACCAGUCAAGAAGAAAGGUGGUCGCAGGCAUGCCGAGAGAUCUCAUCAUCAUACACACGGUGUCACAUCUUCUUCAAACCGCCAUCAUCAUCGCGAUCAUAAGAGCAGACAAGUUCAAUCUCAUCAUAGACAUCAAUGCAAGCCAACAUACGAGUCAUCCUCAGAUCUCGAUACUGAUGAACUCCUUGGAACAGACUCAGAUGAUCUCUUAGAAGACUCAGACGACACCGAAGAGAUUUCGACUAGUGAACUUCUCGCUUCUACAGACUCUGAUGAAGAUUAUGGCCGAAGAAGACAUCACAGAUCUCAUCAUCACUCUCAUAGCUCGACAAAAGCAGUUCCAACAGCUUCAAGAUCGAUUAACUUACCACCUACAUCACCAGCAAGGAAACCAAUUCCUACAAACUUCUCGCAGUGGCCACAGUCUCGUUAUCAAAUCAAAUCUCCUUCGAAAUACACAGCGGCACCAACAGCAAUCUCUCCAAUCAGAUCUCCUGCAAAGGUACCUAUGGGUUCUGCUUCAAAGCCAUCUCCAGUUCUCAAAUCUCGUGGAAUUCCAGCAACAUCAGCGACAAAGUCAUCUCUGAUGUCUUCUCCAAAGCUUGAACCGAAAGAGAAGUCCAUCCUUGACUCUCUCAGCGAAGGAGAAGAAGCUCCAGUCCGCCAUCACCAUCAUCAUCACUCAAGAAGCAGGAUUUCGGAGCAGAUUGACGAAGAACUCAACACAGAACGCUCAGACAUCUCAUCAGAUACAGCAGAACUCUACAGAAAGAUCAACAGCAUCAGAAAACAACUUGAUGCUUACGCACAUUCACCAAGGAAGUCUUCUUCACCACACAGAAGGUCACCAUCACCACGUAAGAGAUCUUCUCCAUCCAAACAGCGCAUUCCUGUUGAAGAAGAAGCUGAAGAAGAGCAAAUUGAAGAAAUUUCUCCUCAAAAGUCUGAAAAAGUUGCAUUACCACCAGACGAACUCAAGAUUGAAGAGGAAGAGGAAUUUUCUGAAGCUCUUAUCCCUCCAGUUUCUCCUGUUCAGUCUCAUCAAGAAUCAUUCGACCAACCACAGCCAAAAGCAUCACCAAAGAAGUCGCCAUCUCCAAAGAAACAUAUCUCUGAUGACGAUGAUGACUUAAUCCCUGCUUUUGUCCCUCCUGUUGCAGAUAAAGUCGAUGCAAGGAGAAUUGACGAGAUUAUCAACGGAAACGAAGAUGAUAUGAUGGAUGAGGAGAAGCGCGAGAAGAUCCUCAACCGCGAACUCGUUGACAAGAUCCUGAAUAAUUCCGAUGAAGAUGAAGAAGUUCUUCAGCCACCGAAAGACGUUGAAGACCUCGGCCUUGUCGGAUUAAACAGUUCCGCAUCACCGAAAUCCGCAAGCAAGUACCAGGCGAUCAGAAAUGUCCAAGAUGACGAAGAAGAAAGUGAACUUGAAUUCCUGAGCGCUUUGAAACAAAAACUCAGCAGAAUUCAGGAGUCUGAUGAAGAGGAAGAAGCAGACGAACUCAAGCUUAAAACCGAAGAGGAAGAAGAGGCCAAAGCCGAGGAAGAAGAUGAAAUCGAAGUUGUCUCAAGAGAAGCCAAUUUAGAUGACGACCAAAUUCCUCAUGAAGGAAUGGCCAAACUCGAGGAAGAAGAAUCCGAAAACGACAGUUUCUUGAAGGCCCAAGAACUCAAAGAGAGAACAAAGAAGUUAAAUGAUGAGAUUGAUAAGCUGAUGAAGGAAGAUGAAGAAAACGAAGAAGAAACAAAAGAAAAAUCUCUUGAAGAAGGUGAUAAAAUCGAAAUUAAACAUGAAGAAGAGGAAGAAGAGGAAGAUGAUGAUCAGCCAUUAUCCAAAGAAAAAUUACAGGCUAUCCUUGACCAGUUUAACGAUGAAGAAGACGAGGAAGAAGAAAUUAUUGAAGAUAAUCAGAUUGAAAAUGAAGAAAACCAGCCAAAUGAAGAAGAUAUCCCUGAAAAACCUCUAAAUGAAGAGGAAAUUCAUGAUGAUCUUCCAAAUGAAGAAAUUAUCCCAGAAAAUAUUCCAAACGAGGAAGAAGAAAAGCAUGAAGAUGUUCUGACUGAAGAAGAAGAGGAAGAAUUCCAAGGAAUUCCUGAAAAUCAAGAAAAUCCUGCUCAAGCCGAAGAAGAUAAUAACGAUAUGAAAAAAUCUCUCUAA